CUCACUACAACCUCCUGGGUUCAAGCGAUUCUCCUGCCUCAGCCUCCCCAGUAGCUGGGACUAUGGGCACCCGCCACCACACCCAGCUAAUUUUUGUAUUUUUAGUAGAGACAGAGUUUCACCAUGUUGGCCAGGCUGGUCUCAAACUCCUGACCUUGUGAUCUGCCCACCUCAGCCUCCCAAAGUGCUGGGAUUAUAGGUUUGAGCCACUGUACCCAUCCCCCCUUUUUUUAAUAACUUAUUUUUUUUUUCUUUUUUUUUUUUUGGUACAGACAGGGUUUCUCUGUGUUGCCCAGGCUGGUCUCAAACUCCUGAGCUCAAAUGAUCCUCCCACCUCAGCUUCCUAAAGUGCUGGGAUUACAGAUGUGAGCCACUGUGCCUGGCCUGACCUCCUCUUAACUGGAUGGCAUCUGCAAAGACCUUAUUUCCAAAUAAGGCACAUUCAUAGAUUCUAGGUGGACAUUACUUUUGUGGAGACACUAUUUGAUCCAGGACAGAUAUACUUAUUUAAAUACAACUCACAUGAUUUUCAUGUGAAAUGGCUUCCACAUUCAAACACUUUCCACGUUUGUACAGCUGCCAUGCUCUGGGCCUUUGCUCCUCGGGUCUCAGCUGUGGCAUCUGGUGUGCCAGCGUCACUCACCACCAGUCCAUCCUACUGUAUGGGUGGGAGACAGAUGCCAGCUUGCCUGGCUAUGCACCUGCUGCAUGUGGGGUGCUGCAGAGGCACUUUAUGUGUAUGGUACUUAGGGAACUGAAGCCCCAAGGCUUUAUCUGUAAAAGUGAGAUUUAAUUUUUUAAGACUAUACUUUAUUUUUAUCUCAAAGACCCAGAUCUGUCUAAUGUAGAAACUAAUAGAAUCCUUUCCAGACAGAGGCACUGACUCCAGUGCAUUUUCUCAAUCAGUUCCCAUGGGGCCUUAGUUGUAGUUAGAAUUCAUGCCCCUCCACUCGCCUCCCCCAGGUUGAUGGGAAGCUCAUGGCUGAUGCCGAUGCCAGUGCUGCUGUCUGUGGACAGCUUGUGUCUUUCAGUUUGUGUGUCCCCGGCCACAGUGGGUAUGAGUUCUGGCCUAAGUGACAGCAUCAGGAUAGACAAAGGACUGCAGGGACCAAGUGACCCCUGGAUUCCUGCUUCACCUCAUCCUGCCGCAGUUCCCCUGGAGAUGUGCCUUUCACCCCCCGCUGUGACUGUGAGGCUUCCCAGCCAUGUGGAACUGGACUACCGGGGCGGUAUGCUGUCUGGGGACCUCUGCGAGGACCUGUGCGUGGCGGGAAAGCUGCUGUUCCAACGCUGCCUGCACUACAACAGGGGCAAGAAGGUGCUACAGGCUGACUGGCGGGGCCGGCCCGUUGUUCUCAAGUCCAAGGAGGAGGACUUCUCCAGUUUCCCGCCCCUCGGCCUGUUGGAAGGGGAGGGUGGCCAGGACAUCCCCGAGGCGGAACUCCUCCUGAUGGUGGCCGGGGAGGUUAAGAGCGCCCUGGGCCUGGAGCUGUCCAACAGCAGCCUGGGGCCGUGGUGGCCGGGCAGGUGGGGCCCGCGAUGGCGGGGACAGCUGGCCAGCCUGUGGGCCCUGCUGCAGCAGGAGGAGUAUGUCUACUUCAGCCUGCUUCAGGACCUCAGCCCCCAUGUGCUGCCCGUGCUGGGCUCCUGUGGCCACUUCUACGCCGUGGACUUCCUGGCUGCGGGCAGCCCCCACCACCGGGCUCUUUUUCCCCUGGACCCGGCCCUGGGUGGCCCUGGGGGUGGCCAGGCCAAGGCCAUCAGUGACAUUGCGCUCAGCUUCUUGGACAUGGUGAACCAUUUUGACAGUGACUUUUCCCACCGCCUCCACCUCUGCGACAUCAAGCCAGAAAACUUUGCCAUCCGGAGCGACUUCACAGUGGUGGCUAUUGAUGUGGACAUGGCCUUUUUUGAACCUAAAAUGAGGGAAAUCCUUGAACAGAAUUGCACAGGAGAUGAAGACUGCAAUUUCUUUGACUGUUUUUCAAGGUGUGAUUUGCGAGUCAACAAGUGCGGAGCGCAGCGCGUCAACAACAACCUACAGGUUAUCUGUGACAAAAUAUUUCGCCAUUGGUUUUUGGCACCUCUCAAGAGCGCUGCAGUCUCUUUCCAGCUUCAGCUGCAGUUACAGGAGGCGGUGCAGGAAUGUGCAGACCCUGUGGUCCCCAGCGGGAACACCCAGAGAGCAGCCCCCAGCAUGUUCUGGAAGCUUCGCAGACUCCUCCAAGCCACACUGAGGGAGCUGCAGGAGGCAGAGAAGUAGCCACUUUCUGGCCUUGAACAAGCUCACACAGAAAAAAAGAGAGCUUGAUGGAUUCCUUCUGCCAUCGUUUUAAAGAUGAGCCAUUUCCCUGUGCAAACCAGUGAUCUCUGGGGUGCUGUUCUGGCCUCCACAGUAUGGAGUGCCAAGUGCUGCUUCCAGAGACGUACCUCCCUCGAUCUGGUCCUGCCCUGGCCUCUGACCUGUUGCCUGGUGUAAAAUGAGAUGAGGGAGGGGGUGCGGUACAGAGCAUUUUACUUCAGGGCUCUCUGUCAGAAGACACAAACCUGUGUGCGAUUGCUCGAAGCAGAGAGCACUUGUAUCUGGUUAUACCAGCAGAGUUCCAGCUGUUCUUUCCCAUACAUCGUUACCACAUUAAAGUGUGUGUGCAUGCAAAUGAAUGUGUAUGCCUGUGCCUGGGUGCACAUGAGCAUGUGAGCAUGUGUGAGCGUGCACACAUGUGCCCAUGAGUGUCUGCAUGUGUGUGUGUGCACAGGCGAGUGUGCUCAUGAGGCAUAUGUAUGCCUGUGUGAAUGUGUAUACGAGUGUGAAUGGGUGUGUGCACAUGAGUGCACAGGUGUCAGCAUGUGUAUAAGUCUGGGCACAUGUACAUGACUGAGUGUGAGCAGGUGAGUGUGUUGGGGAUGUGUGUUAGGGUGGGGAGUGGUGCUUUCUCUAAUGUGUCCUCUGGAACAGCUUGUCAACCAAGCAAAGAAGUGUGACCUUUCUUUUGGAAUACAAUAAAAAAAAUACAUCUUUA
Molecule: messenger RNA, 3020 nt
Organism: Callithrix jacchus (white-tufted-ear marmoset)
Lineage: Eukaryota; Metazoa; Chordata; Mammalia; Primates; Cebidae
Source: RefSeq, a predicted model, not a curated record